This is a messenger RNA of Adineta steineri, 570 nucleotides long. Lineage: Eukaryota; Metazoa; Rotifera; Eurotatoria; Adinetida; Adinetidae. The record is from the annotation of a GenBank genome assembly.
AUGUCAUGUGCAGGUGUCAAACCUCCCCAUUCAUUAUCGAACACGGAUAAUACUCCAAAGCCAGUGCCUAGCCGCUCGCAACCUAGUAUUGAUGGUAACUUUCGUGACCAGGGAGUUGGUUCAAAUACAGGUAUGAAAUCUAAAACUUGCGGAAUAGAUACUUUUCCUUCAUUAAAGGAUGGGAAAGUUACUAUGGGAAAUUCGACUGUACAAACUAUGGUCCCUGAUACGAAUUGCAAGACAGAUGGUUUUCAAGUGCAAACUAAGAGCGAAAAACCAAGCUUAGAUAUAUCGGUGAUUGAUUCGUUCUGUAUAGAUCGAACCCGAGAUAAACCGGUAACACAAACAAGAAUUGAAACCGUAUCUCAACAUUCAGUGAAACACAACUGUACUCUUUGCAGUUAUAGUGAUGGUUUUUCCCGUUGUUACUUUGUUGAAGAACGCUAUGGUGGUACUUAUUACCGUCCCGAUAUUUUUAGUCCGAUUUGUUAUUGUAAUUGUCAUCAUAGUAGCGCUAUUAGAGGUACCGCUACUAGAUAUACCGCUGAUGAUGACGAUUUAUACAAUUAG